CGCGCGCGGCCGGCUCGAGCGCUCCAGGCCGCCGCCCGCUCUCGCGCCCCUGGCGGGCUCCGCAGGGUGCGGCCGAGGCGGCUGCCGGGGGAGCGCGGGGGUGAGCUGAGGCCGGCGGAAGUUGGGCGCCCGCCCACAGCCUGUGCGGAGCGGGGCCCGUAGGUACCGGCACGAGGGGGGCUGUGCCGCGCUGCUUCGGGCAAACCGUGCCCGCCGCGUGGUGGGGCCCUGCAGUCCCGGCCGAGUCACACCCAGGUGGAGGACCCCGCUGCAGAGCAAAACCCUGCCCCCCCCCGUCUGGACAGAAUCGUCCCACGCGCUGGGUCCGGCCUGUGGGGUGCCAGUGGCACCCCUUCGAGGUGCCUGGAAACGCCAGAUUAUUUCUGUGCCCGCGGGGGGAAUGACCAGAACGAUUUUCCUACCGUGCUGAUGGACUGUGGCUGAAUCCUAGCCCAUUAGUAGCUUUCCUUGGUGGGUGAAAAAUGUGUUGUCUCGGCUUGUAGUAGAAGAGGUUACUAGAUCUUUAAACAUUAAUCGUUCCAAAUGCCAGUUGUCAUCGGUGAAAGAAUGGCUGGUACUGUGCUUGGGGUGGGGCCAGGAGUAUUUAUUUUAGCGCUGCUCUGUGUCUUGAUGUUGCUGCUCUGCAUGCUAUUAUCCAGGACCUCUGGUCUUGCAAGAUUCUCUGUCAUUAUGGUUUUCUUCUCUGCUGUGAUCGUUAUGUUGGUUCUGUUACUUUUCCCUCGUGCCAGUGAGUUCCCAGCACCAGCUACAGAAAUGAAGAUUGUGGACACGUUCUUCAUUGGUCGCUAUGUCCUGGUCUCCCUUCUCAGUGUGACGUUUCUGGGAAGUCUGUUCCUGGUUCUAGUUCACCAUAUCUUGGAGCCAGUGUAUGCUAAACCACUCUGAGUUAACUAGCUAUUCUGAAGAAGGGAAUUCCCCAUGCUCCAAAACAGACAAUAUGUUACCAGUUGGGUAAAGAAAAUAUGCUCCCCUAAUCUCUCCAGAAACCUUUCUUCAAGUGAUGUUAUGAGACCUCCUCUGAUUUCCAGAAUCAGCAUCUGCAUUCUGGGGCCCUGGCAUCUCCAGAAUGAAGUUGUAGAAUGUGUAUGCUUUGGACUGGAUAAUUACCAAAUGUUGCUGCUGUGUCUUUCGAAGCUGAGACAUGUUUCCUGGCAGAGACAGUCCUGUUUACAGAUUUUAUCGUGUCUCCAGUAUUUUUUUUCCAGGGUUACGUGCAUGAUCUCUGUUCUAUGGAAAUUUAGCUGCUCUUGCUUCUCCUAUUCCUCAUCUACAGUUGUAGUCCUGGCUGAAAUUUCCUAAAAGAUCUGAUCCUUACCUGAACCACUGGGGUCUAAAAGUCAGGCUGGAAAUCUUUCCAACAAAGGAGGUGGUGCAGAAUUCCAUGAUGGAGGCCUUUCCUGGUGCUGGUGCUUUUGGCUAAAAGUGGGAAGUAUGGAAAUACAUAAAUAAAAAGGGGAACUGAACUUGGAAGCUUUAGCCCAGUUCAGUUUGAACUGUGGGUGUUAGAAGUUUGGGUUGGUUCACCUGUCCUUGCCGUUUUUGGUAUUGUAAUCAUUCUCGAAACACCUGAGAAAUGAUUUCUGAGGCAAAAGCAAGUGGAGAGGGUAAAUUCAUGGGAAAGUGAGAUCUUAUUUUUAUGGCAAUAAAGAAGCAGGAAUAGGAAGAACUAAAUGUUUCUCACUUUCCCUGGCUUAAAAAGCACUGACGUGGCAGUUCAAAUGUGUUGCUUAUACCCAGCUCUGAAUCCGUGGGCUCUUUCAGAGACACUCUGGCACAAGCAAAUGGAUCCGUGUUGCCAUUCUUGAGCUUGCCCUGAACUGGGGUUUAGUUUGCCGCCUCCUUGCUCCCUUGGAGAGGGUUGGGAAGGGGAUUGUGAGCCCCUCUGUGCAGGGAGCUGAAUGUGCGUGUCACUAGAUAUUCCCACCAGCACUUCAGGCAGGGAAACCUGCUGCAGAAGGUGGAACCACUGAAGGGAUUUGAAGGGAGGCUAGGGACAAAAUGGUAGGAGCAGAUGUGUGGACCUCUCCCCCAUGCUCUUCUGUGGGCUGAGGCGAUCUGGCCUUGAGCCUAGAGCAAGAGUGAAGUUUUGAAAAGCAGCUUGCAUAAAAACAUAACAUUUGAAAAAUGCUGCAGGAGGAGGCUGUGGAGGAAAAGGUAGGACAUGCUGCUUUCCACACAUGACUAGGCCACCUGGGCCCAAACUUUCUACUGUAAAAACCAUCUUUGGGCUGGGAAUUGGGCCUGAGAAAUUGUAGCCCAGAGGGUUUUUUUCCCAGACCCAUUCAAAGUCCUGUAUAAUAUAUAUGCUACCUUAGACACUUCCCUAACACCCAGGGCACUUGACAAAAACAGCUGCUAUGCAGCUAGAGCAUUUUAAUAAAGAAAUCGCACACUCAUUCCAGGGCUAGGCUUUGUCAUGAGCUCUUUUCUUCUCUUCCAGGUAUUCCUUUGCACUCUGUUUUAUUUAGUGAAUUGUAUUUAAUGGAUCCCUAAGGGCUUAUUUGUUGCCCUCCCUUCCUUCUUCAUGCAAGUGCAAAACUAAUGAGUCCCUCUGAGAAGGCAUUGGCUGACUAGUUCCUAGAGGACAAAAUAAAGAUUAAUGUGUUUUUUAGCAAUUUGAUGACCGCUCCAGUCCCUAUAACUGUGGAGGGGCCUUCAUUUAUGAGCAAAGCUGAAGGCUGGAGUUCUGGUGCCACUCACGCCCUUUUGGAAAUUUGCCUUUU
Messenger RNA from Dermochelys coriacea (leatherback sea turtle), 2744 nucleotides. It is a transcript of the gene TMEM218, whose product is annotated as transmembrane protein 218. The record is from RefSeq and is a predicted model, not a curated record. The transcript has 4 exons. NCBI's taxonomy places the organism in Eukaryota, Metazoa, Chordata, Testudines, Dermochelyidae. Bases 544 to 906 code for a protein of 120 amino acids.